Molecule: messenger RNA, 1560 nt
Organism: Labeo rohita (rohu)
Lineage: Eukaryota; Metazoa; Chordata; Actinopteri; Cypriniformes; Cyprinidae
Gene: ankrd31
Product: ankyrin repeat domain 31
Exons: 11
Coding region: 155-1351 (398 amino acids)
Cellular component (GO): nucleoplasm
Molecular function (GO): protein binding
Source: RefSeq, a predicted model, not a curated record
GUCUCUUUGAUCUUUGAUUGGUCAAACCCAAUUUGCCGCCAAACAAAAACAGAAAUGAUAACAUACCUUCAUAGCAACGGUUACUGAAUAUAACCGAAGUAAUGAGAAUUUGCGCUUUUAUUUAGUGUCUUGUGUAUUUAGUAUCUAUUGUUUAAUGCAAAAAAAUAUGGAUUUAGACCAGGAGGAGACCAUCGCGACCGACGACGACGACAGUGAUGAAGCAGACCAGAGCUUUUACCUCAGCAGGUUAAUGUUGACAGAACAUCAGUUCUCAUCCCCCACUGUCCUCUCUCGUCGUGUGCUGAGUGAAGAGAUUUCCCCUCAGAUUGACCUGCAGUAUCGCACUGGACAGAGCAGAAACACAUCCACAACAAAACAGACAACACAUAGCACUGUGGAUCCACCAACAAACCCUGGAAGUGUAAAAGCUCUUAAUGAAGACGAAAGUUCUUCAGAAAUGGAACACAGUGAAGGUUUCAGUGGCAAAGGCGUAACAGAUCCAAAGUCAGGGAAAGUCCUGUCACUCAAGUCCAUCCACAGACAGAAUCAUUUUGGAGAGACAAAGCUGCAUUUAGCUGUGAUGAAAGGAGACAUUGAAGAUGUCAAAGACUUGAUCACAGUGGGUGCUUCGGUUAAUAUAGCAGAUUAUGCAGGUUGGACUCCACUCCAUGAGGCAGUGCAGAGAAACAUGUAUGACGUGACAGAAAUUUUACUCAAAGCUGGAGCCGAAAUCAACUGCAAAGGACAUAAUGGAAUUACACCUUUACAUGAUGCCAUUCAGUGUCAGUAUUACAAGAUUGUAGAUCUACUUCUGAAGUAUGGUGCUGAUCCAUUAUUAAAGUGUGACAGAGGAAGGACUCCUAUGGACAUGACCACAGACAAAUCGAUGUGCAUACUGGUGGAGAAAUAUCUGCAAAAGUCUAAAAGUGAUCCAGCUGAAAAUCAACCCAGCACCUCUGACAGCCAGAACUCCAUCAAAGACACAGGAGCUCCUCUUCAAAAAUCAACAAGAACUGCCAAAACAAGGGAGCAUGAAAGCAGCCUGCAGUCUGGUGAAGAUGAACCCAUUCCUGGUCCAAGCAGAGGACUACCAAGCUGUGAUCCAUCAAUUCAGGCCUCUUUUAAAGUGGAACCACCACCUCAGACUAGCACCAAUGUACUGUGGCCUGUAAGGGACCAAGAGCAGGACUUCUGUAGCCAGGGUCCCUCACUGGUUCAGGAUCAGAAGAGCGAGGGAUCAGACACCUCAAGCUGCCUAGACAGUGAUGUUACAUUGGAUUAUAUCGAAGAUCGUUCAUCAUCACCAGAACUUUGGAGUCUGUGUGCCACUCAAGAUUUCUCUGGUUCCUAGAGCAGUAGGGAUGUUUCAGCAGAUUGUCAAAUACCUGAUAAGUUCAUUCAGUUGACGUUUGACUCUUAAAUAUUGGGUUGUUUUAUGUAAGUUAGUUCUCUUUUGUUCUUUUAUGUCAUUCGAGCUGCAUACUAACUACAAAUACAAAAUAGACUAUAAAAUGUAUAGUCAUCUAGUAUAUGUUCAAAAUGUUGGAAUUUUGCCACAAG